AUGGCAAGUAUCCGUGAGACAGUGGACAUAAGCAAGAUCGAGGCCCCCAUUACCUGGAAGGCGUAUGUUGUUUGCGCUUCAGCUGCUUUUGGUGGUGUUUUCUUUGGCUACGACAUCGGAUGGAUGUCUGGAGUGCUCGGCAUGCCGUUUGUUAUCCAGCAAUAUACCGGCAAGGAGUACGACUUUGCCGCCGGAGCCCCAGUGGACUCCUCUCGUCCAUUCGCCAUCCCAUCUUCUGACAAGUCACUCAUGACCUCAAUACUGUCUCUUGGGACUUUUAUUGGUGCUAUUAUUGCCGGUGACCUGGCUGACCUAUGGGGCCGACGCAUCACCAUCCUCAUCGGCUGCGCCAUCUUCAGCUGUGGCGUCAUUAUUCAAAUCGCUAGCAGUGGCCAGCUGGCAGUCAUGACUGUCGGGCGCCUGGGAGCUGGUUUGGGUGUUGGUUUCGAAUCUGCGGUCAUCAUCCUCUACAUAUCUGAGGUUUCGCCCAAGAAGAUCCGUGGCGCUGUUGUUUCUGCCUAUCAAUUCUCCAUCACGAUUGGGAUGCUAAUAGCAAACUGCGUGGUUUACGGGAGCCAGGACAGAAACGAUACUGGCUCUUACCGUAUCCCAGUCGGAAUUCAAUUUGCCUGGGCCGCUAUACUUGCCACCGCUUUGUCCCUCCUGCCUGAAUCCGCCCGAUACUUUGUUAAGAAAGGCAAGCUGGACGACGCAGCCAAGUCUCUCUCUUUCAUUCGAGAGCAGCCUGUCACCUCCGAAUACAUUCGUAAUGAGCUUGCAGAGAUCGUGGCCAAUCAUGAGUACGAGUCUCUUGUCAGUCCUGAGAAAGGGUAUAUCAACUCCUGGUUGGUCUGCUUCAAGGGUCCAAUCACCAAGCCCAGCUCCAACAUCAGAAGAACUAUUGUUGGAGCGGGAAUUCAGGGGAUGCAGCAACUGUCCGGGAUGAACUUCAUCUUCUACUACGGAACCACAUUCUUCCAGCAGCUUGGAACGAUUUCCGACCCGUUCCUCAUCUCGCUGGUUACCACUCUGGUCAACGUUGUGUGCACUCCCCUCGCUUUCUGGACGAUCGAGCGCUUCGGACGCCGACCAUUGCUGGUGUACGGCGGCUUCAGCAUGUUCCUCAUGCAGUAUAUUAUCGGCGCCGUUGGGACGGCCCAGCCGGAGAAUGGAACAGCAGUCAGGGGUAUGAUUGCCGUCAUCUGUUUCCAGAUCUUCUUUUAUGCCACAACCUGGGGUCCGGCAGCGUGGGUGGUUGUGGGAGAGACCUUCUCGCUUCCGAUCCGCUCCCGUGGGGUGGCUAUCUCUACGGCCUCGUGUUGGUUCUGGAACUGUGUGCUUGCUGUCAUUGCACCGUAUAUGACUGGUGACGAGAAGGGCGCGGUCAACCUUGGACCCAAGGUGUUCUUCUUCUGGGGUGCGCUCUGCUUCCUGGGGGCAGUGUUUUCUUAUUUCCUUGUUCCGGAAAUGAAAGGCCUGUCUCUCGAGCAAAUCGAUCGCAUGCUGGAAGAGACCAACCCUAGAAACAGUGCCCAGUGGGCACCUACGACGACAUUCACCCAGAAAAGUGGUCUCGUGGGCAAGUCGGAAGUCGUCCGUGUGGAGGAUAACAAGGAUCGAGAGCUCUAG
This is a messenger RNA of Aspergillus melleus, 1629 nucleotides long. RefSeq names its product sugar porter family MFS transporter. Lineage: Eukaryota; Fungi; Ascomycota; Eurotiomycetes; Eurotiales; Aspergillaceae. Gene Ontology annotation, cellular component: membrane. The transcript has 3 exons. Gene Ontology annotation, molecular function: carbohydrate:proton symporter activity. Bases 1 to 1629 code for a protein of 542 amino acids. The record is from RefSeq and is a predicted model, not a curated record. Gene Ontology annotation, biological process: transmembrane transport; carbohydrate transport.